This is a messenger RNA of Plutella xylostella (diamondback moth), 483 nucleotides long. The record is from RefSeq and is a predicted model, not a curated record. Lineage: Eukaryota; Metazoa; Arthropoda; Insecta; Lepidoptera; Plutellidae.
AUGAAGACUUUACUAGCGAACAUAAAGCUGGUAGGGCUCGACCCUCGCUCCAUCAAGCACACGGCCUUCCCUCAGCCGACGCCAGCGCCCUCGCUGCGGAGACAUGUAGACCAGUCAGGUCGCCGGCAACAGCCCGAGGAAUGCGUGCCCAAGGGGCCGAAGGACUACUAUGAUGAUGACGUGAAGGUGGCCACUGUGCAGAUCCCUGAGCAUAUGGAUCAUAUCCAUUACGCCGUCACAACUCCAGUACCGUACCUAACCGUCGGCCCAAUAGCCGGUCUGGGCUACCACCCUAGUACCAUCAAGUCUGAAUACCCAUCUGAAUGUGAGAAGAUCUACCAGGAUCACAUAGCGGCGCAGUUCUCUAGCGAGUCCAAUGAAAUGGACAACGAGUCUAUGGAAAUGACCAGGGUUCACAUCAAAGACUUGGCGGACGCUCAAGCUGGUAGAGGUAAUUGGAAGAGGGGUUUGGAGGACGAGUAA